CGCAUCCACAAGAAAAUACACACAAUGUCGCCUCAUCCUCUAGUCACCUCCCCCUCGCCUGCACCCGAGCCACGCCCAUCCUCCUAUUUCCAAUCUACUCCGGUCAGCCAAGCCAUGAUCAAGCAAAAGGAGCUUCUUCUCCACCUGUAUGCUUACCAGCACCUCCAGGGAAGACCAAAUGGUAACCAGAGAGUCAUAGUGGAUCCAGAGCUUCCCGGGCAUUUCGGCACCCUCGCUGCCAAUGACUGGACCAUAUACGAUGGCCCGGCUGAUGGCCCCGAUGCAAAUCUUGUUGCGCGUGCUCAAGGUUUGCACAUUGGGGCUCAGAUGGCUAAAGAAAGCUAUUUCAUCUGUUUUAACAUGGUGUUCGUCGAUCCGAGGUUUAUGGGCUCCAGUUUCAAGGUGAUGGGGGAUUUUCAAGCAAAUGAAGGCGAGUGGGCAAUCGUCGGCGGGACCGGAGAGUUUGCGUAUGCACAAGGUGUCAUCACUUACAAGAAGACCCAAUUGGCAACAGGAGGAAAUAUGAGAGAACUUCAUGUUCGUGCUUUGUGCCUUUCCUUGUCAAAAUCAGCGGAAACGCCUUGCUCUGACUCGAGCAUACCGGAUGUACCGGAGAUACCGGAUGUACCUGAGACACCGAAGACACCGGAUGUACCUGAGACACCGAAGACACCGGAUGUACCGGACAUACCCAAACCUGUGCACAUCCCUGUGGUAAAGAUUGGGCCAUGGGGUAAAACUAGUACUGGGGAAUUCCUCGACGUCCCAGCGAUACCGCGACGUCUAGAAAGUGUGACGAUUCGUCAUAGUCCUCACAUCGUGUCGCUUGCAUUUUCUUUCACCGACCAAGCCGGUGAAAAGCAUACCGUUGGUCCGUGGGGUGGCCAGGGCCUACCCCCCAAUCUGUAUAGUAAGGAGACGAUCGAGCUUGGUCCUUCGGAGUUCGUAACAGAAAUCCAUGGGACGCUUUCUGAACCACUGGCCGCUCAAUAUCAUACUGUAAUAGCAUCACUAGAAAUUACCACCAAUGUCAGAACGUACGGGCCUUUCGGAUCACGAUUUCUGCAGCCUUUCAGUGUUCCGGUGCAUGGCAACAAUAGCAUCAUAGGUUUCUUUGCGCGCGCUGGGAAAUACGUGGAGGCACUUGGGGUUUAUGUGGGUCCAUCUGUUUCAAACUAGUCUCCCAAUGUUUCUUACUGCAGAGAUGCCUUCACUUUCCAUCUCACAACAAUAAGGGACACAUAUUUUCUGUUUCUGGUGCAAUGUCUUUUCUUUAAUCAUGCUCUUGUGAUCAUCCCCUAGUUUAUUGGUAUGCAAAAUAAGGUUAUGCCCUAUGUCAAAGUUUGUGAAUCCAUAAUUUUCUGUUAUUGUACGGUGAUCUGUAUAUAUAUGGAGGUACAUGGAGGAGGAAGAGACUUGGAGUCUAA
Molecule: messenger RNA, 1427 nt
Organism: Lolium rigidum
Lineage: Eukaryota; Viridiplantae; Streptophyta; Magnoliopsida; Poales; Poaceae
Exons: 4
Coding region: 25-1179 (384 amino acids)
Molecular function (GO): carbohydrate binding
Source: RefSeq, a predicted model, not a curated record